Xylona heveae TC161 is the source of this 2532-nucleotide messenger RNA. RefSeq lists its product as hypothetical. The record is from RefSeq and is a predicted model, not a curated record. Bases 1 to 2532 code for a protein of 843 amino acids. The transcript is spliced from 6 exons. NCBI's taxonomy places the organism in Eukaryota, Fungi, Ascomycota, Xylonomycetes, Xylonales, Xylonaceae.
AUGGCGGCCCUUCGUCUAGCAACACAACGCCCGAUCGGGUCAGCGCAAUGGAUCAUCCAAGAAAGGGAUCAAGCUCAAGCCUUUGUUGACCAAGAGGUUGAAGAAUUUACUUUCGCAAUGCAGAAUGAACUGACGUGGCUCAAUGAGCAUAUGGAUGAACUGUUCACCCAGGAGCAGCUAAAUGUUCCAGAGUUGUUCAAAACCCCUGGAAAACUCCGUGGAAAGACCCCUCGAACGGCCCGGCGCCCCGCGGACAAUCGCAUGGCUUUAUCAGAGGUGUUCACAAACAAAGUAGCAUCUCCCAUCCCUGACAAAGACAUUGAAAUGCCUAAGACGAACCGGAAAACGUCCACGCAGCGUCUAUUUGAGAAAAUACGGAUGCUGGGAGACAGCCAAAGAAUGAGCACGUCACGAGCUACUCUCUCGAGCAAAGAAAUUGAGAAGUCGGCACCAGCGGCAGGACAAACAACAGCAGGCGCGAGUACUUCAAGCAAGCCUAAGGCUCUUAUUGUAGCCGCAAAAAAGAAGGAACAAGAGGAAUUAGAGGCUCUGCAAAAGGCUGAGCAGAAGCUGGAAAUUGAGCGCAAGAGAACAGCCCAAAAGGAGGAGGCAGAAAGGCAGCGUGCAACCCUAGCAAAAGAGGAAGCAGAGCGCAGAGAGGCAGCGCAAAGGGAAGAACUAGCGAAACUGCGUGAAGUUGAAGAAAUAAAAGAGCUAGAGCGAAGGAGAGCUCAAGAAAAAGAAGCUGCGCAGAAACAGUGCGAGGCGGAGGAGCGAGAAAUGGAGCGCCAACGAGCUGCCGAGCGAAAGGAAGCGGAAAAGCAACGUCAGAUUGAAGUCGAGAGCCAGCGUCGACUCGAGGAAGAACGGCAACGGGAGAUUGAAGCAGAAAGGCAACGUGAGCUUCAUGCAGAAAAGCUGCGAGACAUCGAGGCCCAGAAGCAACGCGAACAGGAAGCUGAGCAACGUCGGCAAGAAGCGGAGAAAAGGGAGACGGAGAGACUGCGAAGAUUAGAGGAGGACAAACAGAGGGAACUAGAAGCGGAGAAGCAGCGCGAGGCAGAAGCAGAGUCUCAGAAAAGACGCGAAGUCGAACUUGAAAAGCAACGACAGUGGGACUGGGAAGCUGAGAGACAACGGGAGCUCAUAAUUGAGACUAGAAGGAAAGUGGCUGAAGCGCAUGAGGCUGAGCGGAAAAGGAAAGAGCAAAUUAACGGCUUACGUGCUGAAGAGCGUCAAGCUGCCAUUGAAAAUGCCAAGAAGGUAGUCCCAAGGGCAGCCGUAGAGAAGAGGCGCUUAGAAGAAGCAAAGAAGGCCUUGGAGUCAAAGAAAGGAGAGUCCCAACGUCCUCCAGCGAUUCCCACGCUAACGCGCAUGGGAAGUGGUUUGACGCAAUCUGUGCAGAAAGAGAAGCCGCAGCCAGCACAAUCAUCUCACCGCAGUGACUUGCCUACAGCGCGUACUCUUACGCGGAUGAACCUUCUACAGGAUUACAAUCGCCUGACGAACACAGUCCCCCAUAUCAAUCCGGCAAAGCCGCCGAAACGCACUCUGCAGCAAGAGACGGCGGAGGAUAAUAUACAGCGUGGAACUGCCAGCAAAUCCGGGCCAAGCUACCAGCAGACCGAAGCAAAGCGCAGGCGGACUAAUGAUCAGGAAGCUGAGGAGACAGAAACCCGACCGCGACUGACCGCCAACUGGCAAUCAAGCGUCAAAAAGGAAUCUCAAAACGGACAGGGAAGCAGUCAAUCUUCAAGCUUCAGCAGCAACGUGACCGGAGCCUCUCUCUCAAAAUCGAGGAUGGCCACUAUCUCUCAGGUCCCCUCAGGCCCGCCCUUCAUGCAAGCGGAGAGCACUUCAACCUCACCGCCUCAAGAACUUUCCCAGUCCCAGGGCAACUCGGAACCGACAGUCUCGAAGUACGCCACUUCGCAGACACAUGGAGCUGCCGCCGCACCAUCAAUCAAAGCCAUUCCCAGACCUGUCGACCAGAAUUUGGCUACGGGUUCAUCGUCGUUCAAGGCGAUCAAUACGCCAGCUGCAUCCGGAUCCCUGUCCUUGAAGUCGGCCAAGGCUUCGCAAUAUAUGCGGCCGUCUGCGACUGCGGGCAGCAAUGUUCCCUCCCAAAUUCCGUCGUCGCAGAAGACUCCGGGUCGCCAGCCAUUACUGACAAAAACAGCUGCAGCAAGCCCGCAGCCUUCUAAUGGCGACAAUAUUUCAUUGCCUGACAUCGCUAGUGAUAGCGAAGACGAUGACUCCGAUUUUAUCCCUCCAAAUUGGGCACAGAGUCCUAACCUUCGCGACCUGCUCGUCCAACAGCAAUUGGUGAAUCCCGAAGAGGUCUUUGGGCCCAUUGCUCCAUUGCACAUGGAAGAUAUCUUUAGAAAUGAAGCUCGGCAUCAUCGAUUCCGCAAUCGUACAAGCAGUGCAAACUGGAGUGGUAAUGAUCGGCUCACCGAGGAUGACAUAAGAAAAGACCUUGCUGCUAGAGAAAGACUCUAUCGCGAUGGCGGAUGGACAUAUGGCAUGUAG